GCAGGAAUGUAGCUUGCGAUAAGUGUUUCCUUAAUAUUGAUAUGAAACAUGUAUAGAAUUCAGCUUGCUGAAAAAUAAAGCCGCCUCCUUCCUGUGGUGACAGCCCAGCCAAUCAGCUGCUCCACUUCCUGCCCUUCAGUUAACGACGGUGGGUGGGUUUGUCGCGACAACGGAGGUGUAACAUUUUAGAAAGUGUUUCGUAAAGCGGCACUUAAAUUGGUUAUUAGUCUUAACUUAACCAAAACCAAGUCAGAGGAGUCGUUACUCUUCCAUUUCUCGGAAUAUAUAUCCGUCUAACAGCUAGUUUCAGCCUGUUCGCAGUGGAGUGUCAGUCUAUCAUGUGAUGUUAAACAUGGGGCGCCUGUUGCUCGAUUCUUGAAAAGUUCCCUAAAAGCUUCGUCUACCCGUAAAAGUUCGGUUAUUUUCGCGUAGCGUAGGUCAUCCAUUGUUCCACAUGGAGGUGAACCGUUUGGACUUCUACAUCGGCCUCUCUUUGGCGGUGAGCUCCAGUGCUUUUAUCGGUGCCAGUUUCAUCCUGAAGAAGAAAGGCCUGCUGCGAUUGGCCAGCAAGGGUUCAAUGCGAGCAGGUCAAGGGGGGUAUGCCUACCUUAAGGAAUGGCUGUGGUGGGCAGGACUAAUUUCAAUGGGAGCUGGAGAGGCGGCUAACUUCGCUGCAUAUGCAUUUGCGCCAGCCACACUGGUGACUCCUCUUGGAGCAUUGAGUGUACUUGUGAGUGCUGUGCUCUCCUCUUACUUCCUGAAUGAGAGGCUGAAUGUGCAUGGGAAGAUUGGUUGUUUGCUGUGCGUCUUGGGCUCCACAGUGAUGGUGAUCCACGCCCCCCAAGAAGAGGAAGUUGCUUCCCUCACUUCCAUGGCAGAGAAGCUCAGAGAUCCAGGUUUCAUUGUGUUUGCUGUGUGCGUUGUGGGAAGCAGCCUGGUUCUUAUCUUUGCUGUGGCUCCACGGUUCGGACAGAGGAAUGUGCUGGUCUACAUCCUGAUCUGCUCUGUGAUUGGCUCCCUGUCUGUGUCUUGUGUCAAGGGCCUGGGCAUUGGCAUUAAGGAGCUGUUUGCGGGGACAGCAGUACUGAAGGAACCCCUGUUCUGGGCCUUAGUCAUCUGCCUGGUAACGUGUGUCAGCGUCCAAAUCAAUUACCUGAACAAAGCCCUCGACAUCUUUAAUACCUCCAUAGUCACGCCCAUCUACUACGUCUUCUUCACCACGUCUGUCAUGGCCUGCUCAGCUAUCCUGUUUAAGGAAUGGUUGAGCAUGACCACUGAUGAAAUAGUGGGAACAAUUAGUGGGUUCCUUACCAUCAUUUUAGGGAUCUUCCUCCUCCAUGCCUUCAAGGACAUUACAUUUAGCUGGGAUUCCCUCCCACUGUACCUGAGGAAGGGUCCUCAGGGCUUUCCAUGGGGCCACCAGUCCUAUGUGGCUCUUCCCAGCCAUGACAGUCAAGCAGAGGAUGAGAUGAAGCUGCCAAGAGAAGGGGGCUCAAAAGCAGGGUGGGGUACACACCAGAGAGCUCCUUAGCAGUCAUGUUACUACUUAAAGAAGUUGCUUAUGGCAAUUAUGAAGCUUUAAUGCACAUCACAGCUUUACAAUGUGACAAUGGUAGUUUACUAAAUAUGAAUUUCAAGUCUGUCUUACACAAUGCAGCAUACACCAGAUGAACAAAGUUGCCUUAAAAUGAGCAUAAUGUUGGUAUCAAGACACUGUAGUCCAUAUAUAAUUUAUGUUCUUAGUUGUACAUGAUGGUGCAUCCACAUCGUUUUCUAUUGGUCGGUAGUUUAAUUUAUAGCCAAGUGAAUGUCUGUUGCACUGCUGUGUACAUUUUUUACAGUAUAUGAAGUUAAAUUCAUAUUAGAUUUAAUAUUAGCCUGCACAUGCCAGAUUGUGCCUUCUGUUACUGAAAUGAUAACUUGUUCAUAGUUUUGCACUUUUAACCCUGAUCAUAUAUUGUACAAAUGUAUGAACUGAUUGAUGACCAGUUAUGGCAAACACUUAAUUUGCCCUGAAUGCAUUCAAUCAUCUGUUGUUGAUGAACAAGUUUUAAUAAUUCCUCUGAUGAGUUACUGUUAAUACCUCAUACAAACUGCACCAAAGAAUGUUCUUUCCCUCCUAUGAAUUAAUUCCCGACAUGUGCCAAGCUGUAACAUAUCUCUGAUGUAACUGUAUUUUUUUGUGUGUGUUUGGUGAUGUUGAUUAAAACAUAACUACAACAAUA
Messenger RNA from Lates calcarifer (barramundi perch), 2225 nucleotides. RefSeq lists its product as uncharacterized. Gene Ontology annotation, cellular component: membrane. Gene Ontology annotation, molecular function: magnesium ion transmembrane transporter activity. Gene Ontology annotation, biological process: magnesium ion transport. The record is from RefSeq and is a predicted model, not a curated record. The coding region runs from base 455 to 1531 and encodes 358 amino acids. The transcript is spliced from 5 exons. NCBI's taxonomy places the organism in Eukaryota, Metazoa, Chordata, Actinopteri, Centropomidae.